Messenger RNA from Peronospora matthiolae, 405 nucleotides. Lineage: Eukaryota; Oomycota; Peronosporomycetes; Peronosporales; Peronosporaceae. The record is from the annotation of a GenBank genome assembly.
AUGUCGUCCACCAGCAACGCCUCCAUUGACAAGUUCAACGGAGACAAUUACGCAACGUGGAGCCGGUACAUGCGCGGUGUGUUUUUGACGAAGCCCGUCUGGCACGUCGUCAACCGUGAAGUGACUCCGACUUUCACCGACCCACGAGCGUCCGAUGACUACGUCAAGGCAAGCAACGUCGCGUUUGGUAUGAUGCUGCUGCACAUGAACGUGGACUACCAUCAUGUGCUGGACAACUGCGAGGAAGCCUGGGUUGCGUGGACAAGUCUGAAGACGCUGUACGGUGGGUCGCAGAAGGCAGGACGCAUCUACCUCAAGCGACAACUUUUCAGUAUCAAGAUGGCUGAAGGCGCGAACGUCAUGCAUCACUGCAACGAGGUCCUCAACGUCUCCGUACAAGCUUAG